UCUCUCUCUCUCUCUCCCCUAUUUAUCUUCUCUUUUCUUUUCUUUCUAUCUUUCUUCCGUAGAAUCUCUUGGAGCUGCCAAAAUACAAUCGAAUAACCUCUCGCUUUGCUCUUUCUUCCACCAUCUCAGUUGACGGAGAGAGAGAGAGAGAGCUUUGAGGGAAAAUAAAAUCAUAGUGGGGGGGAAUGGCAGAGACUGUUCCUGAAGUUUCUGGAGUGAGCUCAAAUGGACAUCACAGUGUAUCAGGAGGAGAAGCACUCUCUGUGUGGAGGUCUUCUGGUCAAGUGGAGAACGGGACGCCAUCAACAUCUCCCUCUUACUGGGACACCGAUGAUGAUGAUGAUGAAGAUUACGGCCUUAAACCCUCUCAAUUAUUUGGGAAACAUACUUGGAAGAUAGCUAAAUUCUCAGAAAUCAACAAAAGGGAGCUCCGUAGCAGUGUUUUUGAUGCUGGCGGCUACAAAUGGUAUAUUUUAAUUUAUCCACAAGGAUGUGAUGUUUGCAAUCAUCUUUCCUUGUUCCUCUGUGUUGCAAACCAUGAGAAACUUCUUCCAGGCUGGAGUCAUUUCGCUCAGUUCACUAUAGCUGUGGUGAAUAAAGAUUCAAAGAAAUCCAAGUUUUCAGAUACGCUGCACCGGUUUUGGAAGAAAGAGCAUGAUUGGGGAUGGAAAAAGUUUAUGGAGUUACCUAAGUUACAUGAAGGGUUCAUAGAUGAUUCUGACUCUCUUACGAUUGAGGCUCAAGUUCAGGUGAUCAGGGAGAGGGUGGACCGACCUUUUCGCUGCCUUCAUUGCGGUUAUAGGAGAGAGCUGGUUAGGGUGUACUUUAAUAAUGUAGAGCAACAUUGCCGACGUUUUGUGGAAGAGAAAAGAAGCAAGCUUGGGAGGUUGAUAGAGGACAAGGCGAGAUGGACGAGCUUCGGUGUUUUCUGGUUAGGGAUGGACCAGAACUGUAGGCGUCGGAUGUCUAGAGAGAAAAUGGACGUUAUACUAAAAGGAGUUGUAAAACACUUUUUCAUAGAGAAGGAAGUUACAUCCACUUUGGUGAUGGAUUCCUUGUAUAGUGGGUUGAAGGCUCUUCAAGGUCAAGCUAAGAACAAGAAAGCUAGGCCAAGUUUGUUAGAUGCCAAGGAAUUACCAGCUCCCAUUGUUAGUGUGGACAAAGAUAUGUUCGUAUUAGUUGAUGAUGUGCUGUUGCUCCUAGAGAGAGCUGCUCUAGAACCAUUGCCUACACAUGAGGAUAAAAGUCCUCAAAACCGUACAAAGGAUGCCAAUGAUGGAGAAGAGGUCAACAAUGAAGUCGUUGAGCGUGAUGAGAGACGUUUAACUGAGUUGGGUAGACGAACCGUGGAGAUAUUUGUUCUUACCCAUAUCUUCAGCAGCAAAAUCGAGGUUGCAUAUCAAGAAGCUGUUGCGCUAAAAAGGCAGGAAGAACUGAUUCGUGAGGAAGAGGAAGCGUGGUUGGCAGAAACCGAACAGAGGGCCAAAAGAGGAGCAGCAGAGAGAGAGAAGAAAUCUAAAAAGAAGCAGGCGAAACAGAAACGGAACAAAAAUAAAGGGAAGGACAAAAGGAAGGAAGAAAAGGUGACUGUUGUAACACAUGAAAAGGAUCUAAAAGAGAACCAACAUGAUGAGGAAGAGAAGGAUUCUGUCACAGAGAAAGCACAAUCCUCAGCUGAAAAGACUGAUAUUCUAGGAGAUGUGUCAGACGACGUAUCUGAUUCUGUGGAUGGUUCGGUCGACAUUCUUCACCCUGAUUUGGAAGAUGGGGACAGUAGCUCGGUCCAUUGGGAAACCGACACCUUGGAAACUUAUCCUCCUCCAUCAGGAGGGAGCGACAUUUCCAUAUCCACACCCAAUGGAAUUGGAGAAAGAAAGAAUCAGUCCACAGUGGAUGAUAGUUCCUCAACUUGUUCUAAUGAUUCUAUCCGGUCGGGGGUUAACAGUGGGUCAUACAAAGGGAAUGCCUUGAUCCGAAACCAGAAGUCACCAAACAAGGGAACGAACCACCAAGUAAAAAUGAUAUCUGUUGCCCGGAGCUUAGCUAGUGAAACAGAUAAUCAACCUUCAACACUUGGAACAGAAUCAAAGAGUCAUAGUUCGCCGUCCGAAUCCGAUUGGGUUGUUGUCUCCCGCAUCCAGGAGCCAGAGAGCUCUCGGAAUCGUAGUCCCGUUCGGAAGGAACGCAACGUUGCUCAAAUAAUUGUGAACUCGGUUGACAUGGAUCGACUUAAAGUGAAAAGCGCUGCUGUACUUUCUUCUCCCAGAACUGCUGCCAAGAAUCCUUCACCACCAUUAACUCAGACAAAGCCGGAGAAAAAGAGCGUUUCUUCAAACGCAGACGCUGUUCCAAAUAGGAAGGUAAUCUCAGCUCCUGGACCGCCUUCAUCAAGUCAAGUAGUGCGGCCUUCUUCAGAUAUUCAGUCGCAAACUGUUGGUCUAAGAGCUGAUACGCAAAAGAUCUCUUCUCCAAAACAAUCUGCAACAACAACAACUAUAUCAAGGCCUUCUAGUGCUCCAGUUAUCCCUGCGAUGCAACCGCACCCUAUCAUCGCCUCCUCUUCGGUUCAAUCAACAUCAUCAUCCCUUCCUCGGUCUGUUAGCUCAGCUGGUCGUCUAGGUCCCGACACUUCAGUACACAACCAACAAAGUUUCAUCCCUCAGUCAUAUAAACACGCCAUAGUCGGUAACACUCCUGGCUCAACAUCUAGUUUCAUCCACCACCCAAGCGCUCAUGGAGUUGUCCCAACCACAUUGCCAUCAUCAUCUUACUCGCAAACACCGACAUUAUCUCAUCAGUCAAGCUUCCCUUUCAGUCAAGACGCGCUUAUGUGGGCAGGAAGGAGUUCAAAUUCUGUAAGCAUGGGCAUGAGCAACCCUUAUACGCCAGCCGUGACUAGCAACAGAUCUAUAAGCCACAUCGAUGCUGAGAUUGCGCGACAACAACAACCACAAAGCUUGAUGACCGACGAGUUCCCUCACCUCGACAUUAUCAACGACCUGCUCGAAGACGAAAACUGCAGCAACAUGGCGUUUAACGGAAACAUAUACAAUUCACAACCGCAGCUUUUCAACAGCCAAUACGCUUACCACGGUGGUGGUGGUGGUGCGGAUUUAGGCAUGUCAGGUGAGUUUAUCUCUAGUGGCAGGUCCAGAAGUUUCGGAGAAGAAGGAUUCCAUUACAUGCCGCGUGUGUCAGCAUCCGUACCAUACGGUGGGGAUGGUUUGAUGCCGACGCAGUGGCAAAUGGGGAGCGUGGACUUGUCUUUACUAGCCAUGAGGAACAGUAACUUGGAAGGUACAACACCAACAUACCAUCAUCACACGUAUUCGAGUUUUUCGCCUGGGAUUAAUGGAUACACUGAGUACAGACCUUCGUCUAAUGGCCACUGAUCUUGUGAGGAAAUGAAGCAAAUGAAUUUGGGAUUUGUAAUGUUUUUUAUCUAAAAAAAAAAAAAA
Molecule: messenger RNA, 3458 nt
Organism: Brassica oleracea var. oleracea
Lineage: Eukaryota; Viridiplantae; Streptophyta; Magnoliopsida; Brassicales; Brassicaceae
Product: MATH domain-containing protein At5g43560-like
Exons: 13
Coding region: 186-3392 (1068 amino acids)
Molecular function (GO): protein binding
Source: RefSeq, a predicted model, not a curated record